CUAUCAAUAAAUUUCAGACUUUUUGGUGCAGAAGAUGUAGAUUUGCGUACAUUAACAACACCCACUAUUGUACCUUCUCCGCCAUAUAUAACGGAAACAAUCAAACAAGAAUCGGGAAAAUCGUGGGCGAAAUAUAAAGAAAUUAAACCAGAUACUUUUAAAACACCAUAUAAAUCACCAACAAAAAAAAUGCCUGGUGUAGUCAGUGAACAUUUAAUAGAAACUCAAGAUGUUUUAGAUGUAGAUAUGAGGUCUAAAACGGUACAAAGUAACAGUAGUCUUAUCCUCAAACAAGCUGAAGAAGCAUUAAAUGCUGGAAAUAUAUCUUUUGAUGAAUAUAAUAAAAUUAUGUGUCAGGUGCUUAAAAUGACAGAGGUUGAAAAGUUAGAGGAAGCUAAGAAAAAUGAUGAUAAGAAUUUGAAAUUGAAAAAAUAUGUUAUACCUAAAAUCUCUCAAUCAUGCGGUGAAAAUGGAUUAAGUAUACAAACUAAAUUAGAAGCUGGUAAUGACACAAUUCCAGUUUCUAAUUUAGAUUUGCAAAGUAAGGCCAGUGUUCAACCUCCAACUAGUGAUGAACUAAUAAGUUGUAAUCAAGUUACAGAAGAUCAAUCUAAAAGUAUAGAAAAUAAUAAAAUAUCUUAUUUAGGAAAUGAAAAAGAUAAUAAACCGAUGGAUAUAGAUGAAAGAGUAAAUUUAAAACCAUUAGUAGGUGAAAUUUUUCCUAGUACAGGACCAUGGAAUAUUCUUAAUAAAAAACAUAGUGAUGGCAGUGUUAGUGGAAGUGAAAGUGAUAGUUCUUCUAAAAGUACUUCUUCUGAAUCUGAAGAAUCAAAAAAAAAUCCUAGAAAAUUGGACUCUGACGAUCGGUCAACAUUUAAGAAGCGAAAAAACUUUAGACGAAAUGAGAAAGAUAUCACCAAGGGAAGUCGUAAUUGGAAGAAUAACAAAAAUUGGAAUACAAGACCAGAUAAUGGACUUAGAUUUACCCAGAAUAGAGUAGAACCUUGGUCAAGAGGACCCCGGCCUAAUUAUUCACAUUCUUCUAGGUCUCUAGUGCCACCUCCAAUGUAUGAGGUACCAAGACCUACUGCUCCAUUUGCUUCAUCAACACCUGAUUGGACUGUACCUGUUAUUCCCCCUUCAGAUCCUGUAAUAUUAGAUAUGAUAGCAAACGACCCUACCCAAACAAUUAACAUUGAUGGAGUUUCUAGAGAAAUACGAUUUUAUGGUCCCACUGCAAUUACUUUUGUUUCAUGGGAUGAUCCUAGAGAAAUAUAUUUUCAAGGACCACCAAGAAAUGUAAUAUUUGAUGACCUUUUUUCAGUUCUUUGUCAUUUUAAUGCUCCUGAUCGAGAAUUUCUAUUAGAUGGCCAACCUCAUAGAGUACGUUUGGGGGCUCCUACCAGAGAAAUUUACUUGGAUGGUAAUUUCUAUGAAUGCUUUUUUGGUGGUCCUCCAAUAUACACUGAACUCGGAGCAGUUAAAAGAUCUAUUAAAUUGGAAGGGCCUCCUCCUUCUGUUAAUAUUGGUACUACAAAACGUGUAGAUUUAGUUGCUGGACGAAUUGCUAUUAUAAUUGAUAACAACUUUACAGUACCAGUUUACUUAGAUGCUAAACCACAAAGAAUUGAUGUAGGAAACACAGCACUUAUUCUUCGAUUUAUUGAUGGCCUAAUGAGAGCAUUGAUUAAUGAUCAGCCAUUUAAAGUUAAUUAUAAUGGACCUCCGCAGGCAAUAAUUGUUAGGGGGAAAAAACAUUAUUUGAGAUUUACAGGAUUGCCAUCAAAUAUUAGACCUGGUUAUGCUGCAAUUUCUCAAAUGAUGGGUGUUGUACUAACUGAAGAUACUGCUGCUGAAACCUUACCACCACUACCAGCUCCACCUAUACCAUCUAAAUUUACUGGUUUUGAUAUGCCAUUAACAUCGGUGGAAGAUAUAAGCCAACCUCCACAAUCAUUUACUUCUUCAACAUAUUCUUUGAUUCCACCUUCUUCAUUACCAGCUGUUAACUUGGUACCUAGUGUAUUACCACAAUUGGAAGUAGUUUCUAGUUCUUUUGCCACACCUGCUGUUCCCACUGCACCUGUAUUACCUAGCAAUAUGGAUAUAAAUGAAUUAUUUAAAAAACUUGUAGAUAGUGGAAUUGUUCCCAAAGAUAAACCACAAGAAAUAAUUCAAUCAAAAAUUGUUAGAAAAGAGAAAAACGAAGAAAAUUUGGCUGUGAAACCUGUAGACUUUUCUGAUCCUUCAACUUUAAAACAGAAACAACCAGGAUUAAUACAUAAUUUGUACACUGGUAUUCAAUGUAGUUCUUGUGGUAUUCGUUUCACUGCUGAAUAUACUGUCAAAUAUAGUAGUCAUUUAGAUUGGCAUUUUAGACAAAAUCGGCGUGAAAAAAUGGCUAGUAAAACGGUACAGUCAAGGAAGUGGUAUUAUGAUACUAGCGAUUGGUGUAAAUAUGAAGAACAAGAGGAUGAGUCAACUAGAGCUGCUAGUUGGUUUGAAUUACAAAGUGAGGAGGGGGUUAAAGAAGAAGAGCAACAAGAAGAAGAAAAUGUACCAUGUUUUCCAGCUGGAGAAAAUAGUGAACUUGCAGCCUGUUAUUUGUGUCAUGAUCAGUUUGAGCAAUUUUACAGUGAAAAAGAUGAAGAGUGGCAACUUAGAAAUUGUAUUGAAAAGGAUAAACGUCUUUAUCAUCCUAUGUGUUAUGAUGAUAUGAUUAAAACAAGAGAAGAGAAAAUUCGUAAACGAAAUGAAGCCAUUGAAGAAGCUAAGCAAUUAGAAAUUAAAAAAAUUGAACUUCAAAAAGAACAGCAACUAGAAGGAGAAAUUCUGAAAAAGAUAAAAGAAGAAACUUUGAAGAAUAUAAAAGAAGAAGAAAUAAAAGUUAAAUCUGAACAAAAUAUAAAAGAAGAAAUUUUAGAAAAUAUUAAAAAAGAUGAAAUAUCUAUAAAAGUAAACAGUGAAAUUUUGCAUUCUGAUGAAAACAAUGCAGAUAUUAAAAUAAAUAAAAAUGUCUUUGACGAUGUAGAAAUUCCAGAAACUAUGGAGAUAAUUCAUUCAGCUACUGAAGUAUUAUCACCAAAAGUUAAAGAUGAGCCUAUUGAAAAUAAUAAUACUCCACUUCUUACUGAAUCAGAAGUAUUUACUGAAGAACCAAUAAAAUCUAAAUCUCCAUCUCCUGUUUCAACUAUGACAUGUUCAAUUGAUGGAAAUACAGAUACUGAAUGGAAUGUACCUGUUGCACCUGCAAUGGGUACCAUUAAAAUAAACAUAAAUCAAAAAGCUACAGCUAUUAUUAAACCAUUAAAACCAACUGUAGAAGUAUUAUCUACUAUUGUAGAACCAAAGUCUCCUCAAGAUUUUACUCCGACAUUUGGUGAAAUUGAUCCAGACCAACCUCCACCACCUGGACUUGAAAUGGAAACAGUUGUUAUACCUUUAAAACCCAAGCGAGAACUAAAACCUAGAUUACUGAAUAAUGUUAAGAAACUCAAAGAAUAUCCAGCUGUCAAUAAAGGUAAGGAAAUGUCGGGCCUGUGUUCUAUUAUGUGAUUAUCCUCCUUAUUCUUGUGUUGAUCGUCUUCUAAUAUAUAUAUAUUUAUGUAUAUAAAUACAUUUUAGAAUUUUGUAAAUUUAUAAUUUAAAAUGAAAAUGUGAUAUAUACAUAUAAGAUAAGAAAAUAUUUAUGUAAAUAUUGUAGUAUACAUAAUAGCUUUAGUUCACCCUGUUGUUUUUUUUUACCAAAAAUAAAUUAUAAAUUUUUAUAUUCAUGUAUUACGUUUUGUCCAUCAAAAUAAUUUCCUUGUACAUACAUAAAAUCAUAGUUAGAUUUCUUUUUUAAUCAAACGAUCAAAUGUUUCACUUUACAGGGUAUAUUUAACAGCAUCAUCUUAGUAUCGUUAGCAUUGAAAAUAUUUAUAGUAAUGUGUAAUAUUAUGUACAAUAAAAAUUAACAAUUCUUAGAUCAAUAUUGAAGUCAUGAACUAAUUAAAUAAAUUAAGUUACAUUUUAA
Messenger RNA from Daktulosphaira vitifoliae (grape phylloxera), 4015 nucleotides. RefSeq lists its product as uncharacterized. NCBI's taxonomy places the organism in Eukaryota, Metazoa, Arthropoda, Insecta, Hemiptera, Phylloxeridae. The record is from RefSeq and is a predicted model, not a curated record. The annotation marks the transcript as partial. Gene Ontology annotation, cellular component: cytoplasm; mRNA cleavage factor complex. The transcript is spliced from 6 exons. Gene Ontology annotation, molecular function: mRNA binding; RNA polymerase II complex binding. Gene Ontology annotation, biological process: termination of RNA polymerase II transcription.